AUGAGAAAAUUUAGGAAAGGUGGAGAUGGUGGUGUAGUAGUGUUAAUGAUGGCAAAAGUUGUGAAGGGGGAGGAGAUGGUAGUGAUGGAAAAAGAAGGGGAAGAGAGAGAGGUCUUAACAAGGAAUCUGAAUAAGUUGCAUGAGAAGCCAAGUUUCAUAGGCUAUGGAAUGCCAAAAUGGAGUCCUCAAAUCAAUCAUCUAUCAUAUGCUGAUGACACAAUAUUAUUCUGUUCUGGGGAUGGAUAUUCUUUAAAAAAAAUGAUGAGGAGAUUGAGGAAUUAUGAGAAGGCUUCAGGACAGCUGGUCAAUACUGAUAAAAGUUGUUACUAUGUUCAUCACAAGGUCUCAGCCAGAGUUAAUAGCAGGAUUAAAAGACAUACUAAGAUGAGACAUGGAUCCUUUCCUUUCACAUAUUUAGGCCGUCCAGUGUUUUAUGGAAGAAGGAGAUUGAUAUAUUAUGAGGAUUUGAUCAAAAAAGUGAUGAAAAAUAUUUUGUCAUGGCAAAACAGACUGUUAUCUUUUGGAGGCAGAUAUGUGCUGGUCAAUCAUGUGUUGCAAACCAUGCUAGUUUAUUUACUAUCAGUUAUGAAUCCUCCUUCUGGGGUGAUAAAGCAACUGCACAAGAUUUUUGCCAAAUUCUUUUGGAGCAAUACAGUAGGGGUGAAAAGCAAACAUUGGGUGGCAUGGGACAAAUUAUGUCUACCAAAAGAUGAAGGAGGAAUUGGUCUUAGAUCACUAACUGAUAUAUCUAAUGCUUUAUUUGCUAAGUUGUGGUGGAAUUUCAGAUGUGGAAGAAGCUUAUGGGGUAGCUACAGGCUGAAAAAAUACUGCAAGAAAUGA
Molecule: messenger RNA, 840 nt
Organism: Lycium barbarum (goji berry)
Lineage: Eukaryota; Viridiplantae; Streptophyta; Magnoliopsida; Solanales; Solanaceae
Exons: 2
Coding region: 1-840 (279 amino acids)
Source: RefSeq, a predicted model, not a curated record